AAGGCACAUAUUGCUGUGCCAGGUCAGGAGCAUCCUGAAGCUUGGGGAUAUAAUAUCUGCCAUUAAGCCUUUGAAGUUCAACAGAUAAGCGUUUUACAUGGCAGACUCUACGUUUCAAGGUGUGUUUCAGAUGCUCAGCCUGGCAGGAGGGAAUGGCCAGUUCCAGUAGGUGCCAAUGCUUCCUGUGGAAUUGUUCAGCAGUGUCUCAGGGUUGUUGUGUGCGCGGCAGAAGGGGGCCGGUCUCUGACAGAGAGGCAAAGCCCAGCAGCCCUCGGAAAUCGUCGCGGCAGCCGGGCGGCCUUCUCUGGAGGGGUCACGGUGUCAUAGGCACGCCUUUGACCAUCUUUUCAAACCACCGUCAGGGGGGCAGAGUGCGUUCCCCCCACCCCGAGUUGCUCCGGCGGGGCAGGCCGGGCCGCGGCAGGCUUCGAAAGGUAUGCCGGCGGGCGGGUGUCGCGGCGGCAGAGGGUGCCGGACCGAGGGGUUCCGGCAAGCAGGCACUAGGUAGCAAAAUGAGCUUGGUGUCAGCUGGGGCAUCUCUUCCUCCGCCCUCCCUCCUCCUCCUCAUUUACUUAUUUAUUUUAUUUUAUGGCAUUUAUUUAUUUAUAUUCACCGGAAUAAGAAAAAAUGAGAAAAUCCGAGCGCUGCUUUUGGCUGCUCUCCACCAACCUGUCAGUGACGCAAGCGGAGACUACUUAAAGGCAGAUUAGAGGCAGCAAGACAUUAAAAGCCAACCCUCCUCCCGCCGCGCCACGAGCCGCGCGGCCCGGGCCGCUGGCCACCGCCGCGGAGCCCCGAGCCCAGCCGAGUCGAGCCUAGCCCAGCCCACCCGAGCCGAGCUGAGCCGAGCAGAGCCGAGCCGAAAGUCGUCUGCAGUGCUGCCGCCUCCAGCCGCCCUCCCGCCACCGGACUGCGGGAGGUGGAGAGGGAUCGUUCUCUUGUUUGUUUUUCCUCCCGCUGAGAGAGAAAAAAAAGAAAAAAGAAAAGAGGAGGAGGGCAAAAGGGAAGGAAGAAGCGAAGAGAGCCUCUCCGCUUGCCAAAGUCUUUGUCUCCGGAUGAACAGCGAUGGGGGAAUGGACUAUUCUAGAGAGGCUACUGGAAGCUGCCGUGCAGCAGCAUUCUACUAUGAUAGGGAGGAUCCUGCUGACCGUGGUGGUGAUCUUCAGGAUACUCAUUGUGGCCAUUGUAGGGGAGACGGUGUACGAUGACGAGCAAACUAUGUUUGUCUGUAACACGCUGCAGCCAGGCUGCAACCAGGCUUGUUACGACCAGGCUUUCCCUAUUUCUCAUAUAAGGUACUGGGUGUUCCAGAUCAUCAUGGUGUGCACUCCCAGCCUUUGCUUCAUAACGUACUCUGUUCACCAGUCUGCUAAGCAGAGGGAACGGAGGUACUCCACUGUCUUCCUCACCUUGGAGAGGGACCAGGAUUCAAUGAAGCGUGAGGAGAGUAAGAAAAUCAAGAACACAAUUGUCAAUGGGGUGCUGCAGAACACUGAGAACUCCACCAAAGAGGCAGAACCAGACUGCUUAGAAGUGAAGGAAAUCCCCAAUCCUGCUAUCAGAACUACAAAGUCAAAGAUGAGGAGGCAAGAAGGCAUUUCUCGAUUUUAUAUCAUCCAAGUGGUCUUUCGAAAUGCCCUAGAGAUCGGAUUCUUAGUGGGACAGUAUUUUCUGUAUGGAUUCAAUGUCCCUUCCAUGUAUGAAUGUGACAGAUACCCUUGCAUUAAAGAAGUAGAGUGCUAUGUCUCUAGACCCACUGAGAAGACUGUGUUCUUGGUGUUCAUGUUUGCUGUCAGUGGGAUUUGUGUGGUGCUAAAUUUGGCAGAACUGAACCACUUGGGCUGGAGAAAGAUCAAAAUGGCAGUGAGAGGAGUACAGGCAAAAAGGAAAUCCAUAUACGAAAUCAGAAAUAAGGACCUGCCAAGAAUGAGCAUGCCUAACUUUGGCAGGACUCAGUCAAGUGACUCAGCUUAUGUGUGAGGCUGUGACAGAACUGAAACACUGUGCCAGGUGGAACAGACCCAGAUACCAUUAGAGAAAGGUACAUUGCUUAGGCAAGCAUUUUAUCAAACCACCAAGAAAGCCAUUAAGGUAUUGGAUCUGCACUUACUGAACUAGCUGCAAAACGCAGUGCUAUGUAAAAGACUGAAAAACCAGCUCUAAAAACCAUGCUUGAUCUAGCCUUACAGCACAGCUACUAUUAUUCCUACUUUUCCUUCAAAUGAUUGGGUGUUAUCUGUCGGUGGAGCGGCUUUUCGGUCGUCGUUAGGAUGGGUUUGCAGUCUGGACUGUCUGACUAAUCGUUGUAAACGUCUAGAAUGUUGAUAUUAAAAACUUGAGAGGAUGCUCUCUGUGGGGUGGGGUAGGGAAAACUGUUGUAGCCUGCAGUUGUCAGCAUGUUUUCAAAGGAGGUUACGUGCACCAUAAGGAACCUGACCACAGCUCAAUCAGGAUAUCUGAGUUCACCUAUCUCACAGAUGUCUUAUCUUAUUUUGCUUGUCUGAAUCACAGAGUUUAUUCCUGGUGUGUAUUAAUAGCUAUUUUCUAUCAGAGUUUGUGCACCAAUUAGUUAUGCUAAACAAUAAAUGCUGAAUAUAAUUUUGCCAUUUUUUUGGUUUGCCUGUCCACACACACACAGACACACAGACACCCACACACCAGAGACCUUAAUUAUCUUCAUUAGUUGUGAUCUACAAAAUAUAUCAGGAUGUUUCUGUUCUUUCUCUAAUAAGUACAUGAAUAAGAUGGAGUUGGCUCAUACCAACCUAGUUAAGUAUCUAGCUACAAUCACCUAUGAUGACACACAUACCAAAGGAACAGAGUUCAUUGCUUUUAACUGUGAAUAUAUCACCUUUCCUCUGCUCUUAUUUAUAUAAGUGCCAUACUUGAAACAUCUAACUCUGUACUUAGUUGAAAGGUUGUCUUGGGAUACCAGCUGGAAUAAAGCAAUUUUAUACUCUCCUUUGUUUAUUUUAUGCUAUUUGUUUAGUCAUUGCAAUGGUAUAUAUAUAUAGAGAUAUAUAUAAGCAGCUCAAAUCUCUGUUGGUAAAUAAAGUACUUGCCUUUUUUUUCUCCUUCUACCUUUAUUUUAUUUAUUUUAAGCCAGAGAGGUUUAUUCUUUAUUAUUGUAUACAAUGUAGAAGUGUACAGGGUCAAAAUAAUUGACUUACAAUUGCUCUUCAGGGUUUAAAGUGUCUUGUUGAUAUUCUAAACUCUUAAGUGACAAAACCUGUGAAAUCAAGACUAUUUGUUAUGUCUGUUUUCCUCCUUAAGCAAGCUUCUUCUGUCUUUAAAGCCUGAUCCAAAGCCCACUGACACCAACAGCCUUCUUUCUGCUGACACUAAGGGCAGCACAGUUGGCUGCCAAGGUCACUCUGGGAAUAGCCAGAAUACAUUUACCUAUAAAUGAAACAAUUGUAGCUUUUUGACAAGGAAUCCAUAGAGUAACUUCCUCUUUCCUGCCUACAGCUGCUUGAAGAAAUAAACUGAUCAUGUCCCGUCAAUUUACUGAUAAGCCACUGGGGCAGUCAUAAAUAAAUCUCUGCUAACAGCAAACAUUUUAGUACAGGAUACUAAGUUAUAUAUAAGGCGCUUUUAAAAAUUAUUAUUAUUAUUAUCCCCACUGAAUUAAACAGAAAAUAUCCCACUGGCAACAGUGGGAGUUGGAUCAGGACUAAAAGAAACCAAAAACCAUACAAGUGCAUUCCUAACUAAAUAGUAUCUGCCCUUUAAAUGAAAGGGCCAAAAUGGUGCUGAAAAAUUUAGAGGUACUUUAUAACACAAGGAGGAGAUGGGCUCAGAGUCACAAAUGGCCUUUGAUUGUAUUUUAUUUCAGUCUUGAACAUGGCUUUUAUUGUCUUUUGGCUUGGAGAUAAUGCAUAUAAGUCUUUUCCUCUUGGCUUACAGUAAAUACCUUAAAGUUCCAUUCCUGUGGUUUGCCAGCAUUGGCACUUUAAAGAAAAUGUUGAUUAAUUCUUAGAUGGUCUCUUCGUUAUCAGUUUCAUCUGUGGUUCUUUUGUUGUUGCUGUUGUUGUUAUUUUGUUUCCCAUCCGCUGCGAAACACAAAAGGACUUUGAGAUUGUGUCGUGUUUUUAAAGAUUUUAAACAGUACUUUUUUUCUCUUACGUGUGUAAAAUGAUCAGGUUUUCCAAUUUCAUUAUGCAGACCUCUACAGACGGGUUUCUCAAACGGUUCUUUGUGAUAUAAAUGCACACUGAUAUUGCUAGUUGACUGCAUGCUCACUGGAAAACUGCAUGUUAUUUUUAGAAGGACAACAUGGCAGCUAAAAAUCUCCAUCUGCAAUAUAACAAGCUUCUGAAAAUUGUUAUUUCACACACACACACACACAAAAUCCAAUUCUGAUUUUAAUGUUGCAGAAUCCUGGGAUGGUUAAAAAAUAAAUCUCCUUUUGAGUAGGUAUGGAAAGAAAAAAUGUUGUUUGACAGUCAUAAGCCUUGCUUUGAUGCUGAAGAAAUGAGAGAUUGUUUGCAAAGGGCUUGAUCUGGUGCCAAUUAAAGUUGAAGGAAAAACCUCACACUGAAUUCACUGGGCUUUGGUUCAGGUUCAGCAUAAUUUCCUGCUAGGCAGAAGCCCUAAUGCAUGUUAUUUCCAGUGGCUGCAUAGUAGUGUUCUGUCAAACUCUAGUGUAUGUGCAUGUUUUGAAAGCUGUAAGGUUUUAAUACCUUAAAAAUUCUUUAGGUAAGCCCAAGAAAGUAUCUGUUUAUAAUAGUCGAUGUCAGUUCACGCAUUUAUUUUUACACAGUUGCACAGUUCGUUACUCCAGUAGGAUGGGAUUCUUCAACAUUCCCCUCAGAGAAAUACAGCAGGAAACUCAAAUGUUAAUUUAUGCAACAGGGUCAGUGAUAAAGUAGGCAAAGACUCCUACUCUGAUCAACAAAACUCCCAGUCUCCACAUCUACACUAAAUAGAAUAUGGCUUUUCACAUUUCAGAAGAGAAAUGAAUUGGUGUCAAGAAAUCAGUUGGUUUUAAUCUUCCUUUUACAACUGCUGUUUUAAAUUUCUUACCACUUGCUCCUUUGUAACGGACAAGAGAAGCAUUGCUGACACUUCUUUUGCCAAUGUGUAACCUGAGAGUCAAAUGACUGAUGCUAAUGGACUGUUUGCAUGGAAGCUGACUGUUCAUUUACAGAAUAAAUGCUUUAACGUGGUCACGGCGGUGGGAAAAAAAGUGUGUUAAAUGGACAGAACUGUGUGAACACAAAGCUGAAGGGCACAUUACUGGCCACUUAAGGUCUUGCUUCUGGCUCAGUGAAAUAAAUUAGUCUUGCCAUUGACAUCUGUGGAAGAACCAGAUAUUAAAUUGGAAAAUCGA
This is a messenger RNA of Pogoniulus pusillus (Red-fronted tinkerbird), 5332 nucleotides long. It is a transcript of the gene GJD2, whose product is annotated as gap junction protein delta 2. Gene Ontology annotation, biological process: cell-cell signaling. Lineage: Eukaryota; Metazoa; Chordata; Aves; Piciformes; Lybiidae. Gene Ontology annotation, cellular component: connexin complex. The transcript has 5 exons. The coding region runs from base 1066 to 1980 and encodes 304 amino acids. The record is from RefSeq and is a predicted model, not a curated record. Gene Ontology annotation, molecular function: gap junction channel activity.